Molecule: messenger RNA, 4159 nt
Organism: Puccinia graminis f. sp. tritici CRL 75-36-700-3
Lineage: Eukaryota; Fungi; Basidiomycota; Pucciniomycetes; Pucciniales; Pucciniaceae
Exons: 5
Coding region: 218-4159 (1313 amino acids)
Source: RefSeq, a predicted model, not a curated record
GUCCGAUUAUCAUCACCUCAAACGUUCGUCCAUGCCCUUCCCUCCUCUUUCUGACUGCCCCUAAUAAUCUUCACCCACAUGAAUCCUGUCCUCCGCCCGGUCGAUGAGAGUCGAUUGGCCUAUCCAUGACGCAUGUUGUUGUUGUUGUUGCUGUAGUACAAUAUACAGUUGCUUAUGACGUAUAUACACUCGCCAUAGCUAUCCUGAUCCAUACCCCAUGGACCAUACGACUCAGCGUGAGUUCGAGGGUGACUACCACUCAUCCCGGACGCCUCCCGGAGUCAGCGAUGAGGACUGGAACCAGGCGCGUGAGGAUCUGGCAGAUCUCGGCUUAGGAGACGCCGACGACCUGCGUGCAGAACCGCUCGACUCCAAUUAUCACCACCAUCUCGGCUCAUCAGAACCCCCGACGGGCCUCCACUAUGGCCACUCACCCCCAGGGCUCGAUGACUAUUCAACCCACGAAGAGGAUAGCUACUUGUCGGACUUGAGGGGAGCGGGGUCUCCUGCUCAUCUCCAUCAGACGGAUGAGUUUUCUGCAAACCCUCAUCACUCCUUGGACUCGCCCUCAGGCCUCAACAGCCCCGGUCGGCACGCCUUCGAUCAUCGCCCUCUCUACAGCCCUGGUCGAUCGGACUAUGGUCCCGAGCUUGCCGGCGCCGAUCUCAACACGGACCAUCGGGACUUUGAUUUGGACGCGCUGAACUACCAUAAUGACGGCCAUCACAAUCCUGCAAGCUACAGCAAUCAUCUGGCGAGCGAGGAUGAUGAUCCGAUGCUCUCCCAUCACCGGCAUCAACGAGCCGAUGAAUUUGACUCAGACCUUCAUGGCCCGAGGCAUCAUGAUCCCUUAAGCCCAAACUCUCACGAUAGUGAUUUGUUAUACCAAGACAACACUCAAUUGCCGUGGAGCCGUCGGGCAAGCGACGUGAGGUUUGAGGAGGGCCAUCCGCCAACCAUGACGGACACGGACUCACUCGACCCGUUGACCUCCAGUUCUGACUACACCGACUUCCCCUAUGAUGACGAUCAACGGCACCACCACCAUCCUCAUCAUCAUCAUUAUCCCCACCCCCAUCAUCCUCCCGUGUCUCCCAAUGGUCAUUAUCGAUCACACCCCCAAAGCGGGUUUCCUAACGCUUUUGCGUCCCCCGAGCUCCAGCGCGCUCACGGACUUGGUGAGGACUAUCACGACCCCAAUUUCGCCGAGUUCUCUCAACGCUCUCCGAGUGAUUUCCUCAACCGAAAGUCCCGCCUGUCUCCCUCCACAGCCAAUCCUGGGUUUUCACCCGCCAACAGGGCUGAUCGGUUUGACGACCUCGGCAGCCCUUCUCGCCUGCAUCCCCGUCCAUCUUAUUCCUCACAUCAGCACCAAUCUCCCCUCUACGACCAAUACCAGGGCGCAGAUCCUCACGGUAGUUAUAGGGAUGAUCACUUGCAUCAAGAUUUAAACUACCACCUACCCGAUCACGAACGCUCACUGGGCCAUUUACCCACCAACGACCAAAGACAUGUUUCGCCGCGGGAGGACAUUGAACGGAUGAGAGCCCAGCUGAAUGAGUCACUGGCUCGGGAUCCAGGAUUGUCUCUCUCUGGCCGGCGAUCGCCCCAUUCUAGGUCCUUCGGGCCGUCCCCCAUGGUCUCAACGAUCAACCAAACCGGCCUGCGUCCAACCUUGGAUUCUCCGUUGUCUCGAUCGGGCUUGCCCUACCCCAUCACCUCGAUGGAAGAAACCGCCCGUCGCACUACGUUAGAGCGGCCUCGAUCUCGCUCUGGUCUGCCCUACCCUGCAACGGGCUCUGGUCGUCGGUCCCCAUAUUCGGCGGAUCUGCGAUCCCCUCAUUUGGGGCUGUCCAGCAGGAUCCCGGUGGUCGCAGGUUUCAGCCCUGGUCAUCAGUCCACCAGCGCCUUGCUCCAUCAUCAGGAUCCUCUGAGAGACCAAUUGCAUCAAAUCAGUGACCUUAACAGGCACAUCCGGGAUUCCGAACUCGCGCACCAGCGUGAACGAGCGCUUAUCGAUCAAGCGGCCGCCGAUCUUGCGCGACAAUCGCUCAACGACCAGCGCCGUCGGUCCGAGGCAGUCCAUGAACGGGAGCUUGCACUUGCCGACCAACAAGUCUCGCGCCUUGCCCAGCACUCGCUUGCCAAGGAUCUCCGGCGGAACGAGGUUGCCCAUCAACGUGACUUGGUGUUAGCUAACCAGCGAGCCUCUCAACUCGGACAACAAGCGAUGAUCCAGGCCAGUCGCGAGAACGAUAUCUACCGGGACCUUGAAAACCAACGCCGACAACUAGACCUCGAGCGGGCCGAGAUUGCGCGCCAGAGAGACCGUGUGGACACGCAGACUCAACUCGGGAUGAUUGACAGCCAGCUUCGGGCCAUCGACCGCCAGCGCGAAAUCGAUAGCAACAGACAAAUGGCCAACCUCAGUCGGUUUGGAAACUUGCCCUCAGUGCUCCGCGGGAACUACAAUGGCCGCCCUCUCGCGUCUCCCUAUCUCCAACAAUCUCGCUUCCUCUCUGCGGCCCGACGAUGGUCUGCCAGAGACAAAUCUCACCAGCCCGUCGUCUUUGAUCAUGUGGAUGCAUACUACCGGUUGAUCUCAGACCAUCUGCCUAGACAACUCCCCCUGUUCAAAGAUCCCUACUAUAAUCACGACUCUUAUCUUCUCAAUAGCGCGUCGAGAAACCCAUUACGGCCACUCUCCUCCGCCCCUCUUGUGGGCCGGAAUUUGGGAAUGAGCGAUCCGUUUGUCGAUGGAAUCGACUACGAUUAUGGGUAUGGGAAGGUUGGCACCUUGGGUCUGAAGCUGGAUCAAUUUGCGCGCGAGCAGGCUUACAUUCUAGAUGACCUUUAUCUCUACGAGCUUUUGUUGAGACUGGACGACAGCAUCGAUGAGCUUGAGCGACAGCGUCGAUGGCAGGCACGACUGCGAUGGGAGGAGUGGGCUGAUACACGAGCCAGGGUGCAAGCAUGGAGUCGGAUGUCGGGCGAUGAACGGCGUCGACUGGGGCUGAGCGAGGGCUCAUAUUGGGCCUCGAAUCUGUUUGGGAUCCCGUUGGAUGGCCGAUUCGGCUACCAAAACAUCUCGAAUCUAUCCAGAUACCGGCCCACGGAUCUUCGCUCCCAUUAUGCCCUCAGCUCCCGCUUGGCCUCCAGAUAUCCUAUGUGGAAUCGCGGCGGACUCGGAUUGGGAAGACGUCUCUCUAAUUGGCUCGAUUACGCUCGUCGGCCUCCUAUCAAAUCUAAGUAUCUCGACCGUCAAGAAGAAAUCAGACGCGAGUAUGCCCAGCGGAGAGGUGAAAUCCCCCCCGGAUCCGCUCUCAGACCACCUGGUCUGAUGCUUUCUGGAGGCUAUCCUCGUGGUCCAUUGACUGCAGGAUUAGGAUCCAGCAGGACGCUUGGUCAGCAUCUACCUCCUCUGCAAAGAACGCCCUCAUUGAGCAGCGGUUUGUUGUCGAGAGGAGUAGCCUCUCGAUCAGUUCCAAGUGGUUUGACUGGGCCUUCUGAUCUUAGUAGCAGCCGUUCCAAGCCGUCCGGAUCGACGGCACUGAAGGUCCCACCGGGGCCAUCCUCGUCGACUCAGCUACGCUCCCCACACACUCCCGCCUCUAGCGUCGCCUCGGUCGCGGCCACGAAGAGCAAGAUUCCGGGGCCGGUCCAUCCGCAAAGUCUGUCGACGAAGAUGGGCUCGGGACCCGGCAGUUCCAGCCGGCCAGCGGUCGUAGCCACCAAGCCCAUCCCGAUCAAGCCCGCGCACACCACCACCACAUCGAGCUCGUUGCGGCCGCCCGGAGCGGCCCUCCCGACGGGCUCGCGGACCACCGGGACUCACGAGCGACCCACGACCCCUUCCCGGGCCGCGGCGAGUCCCGGGCCCAUGGUCGUCUUCAACCCGCGCGUCAAGGCCGUCCCGCCCGAGUCGGAAUUCGACCCGCCCCUGCCGCCCCGGCCGCCCUCCAGAAACGCCAUCCCCCCGCCCCGCUCCGCACUCAAAACUCCCCCGCCGCCCUCUGACGCCCCCAAUCCGCCCCCGCAUCAUCAGCUUAAUGAUGAGCGCUUGGAAUCAAUCACCAAGAUUAAUACCGAACGUAAUCGCGCGACGCCGGCCCCUCCCGCUACUCCUCCCUCCGGUAAAACUCCGAGAGGCUCUCACUAA